AUGCUUUAUGUUAUUCUGACUCCAAGUGUCUUGCAUGGUUGGCUCACCUCUCUGAGCAAUCACCGUCUCUGGGAGGCGCAAAGGGCCCGUCAACAGGUGAUCUUCUACAUGAGUCAUCUUCUUCUUCAUCCGGAUACCCCAGACACGAAUGCUACCUCAGCCUCGAAGGUGGAAGCCUUAAGACAGCAAAUCUCACCUUCGGUGGCUUUGAAAAGGCCCAGCCUAAGACCAGACCUUGCACAGGCUCCGUUGGCCACUCACAAUCCGCCUUCACCACAGACAACUUGCGUCUGUAGUCACCUUCUCAGAACAAGAAAUGCAGUUUUAGAACGAUGCGGUGCAAAUGGGCUCUUGAUGGGCGGCAGUAGAGGGCCGGUUCAUGAGGCGGAAGAGUUGGUAGCAAGCUCUGGUGCCAUCAGACAAAGGCGUGAGGGUAAGCAGCUAUUGGGUCAUCAGUUGUCAUCACCUCAACUACAGGCUUCUGAAAAAUGCGCGAAGGGGACCGAGGCUAAUGGUAUCCUAGUAACCGGAUUCAUCAGGGCAGCAUCAAGCAGGUGGCCAGAAGCAGAGACGAAAUCCGCUACAGAAGCGGGUGUUGGUGCGAGUGGAGAUUCGAAUCUGCGUGGUUCGGGGCGGCGAACGUCGCGGUUCAGGCUACCCCUGCCGGGUCGACUGCCCUCGAUCCCCAGCUUGUUGGUACAGACUCCCAGCAACGGAAGACCUGACCAGAGUGGGUCGGUACCCUACCAAGCUGGUGGCCACGAACCAUACUGA
This is a messenger RNA of Protopolystoma xenopodis, 774 nucleotides long. Lineage: Eukaryota; Metazoa; Platyhelminthes; Monogenea; Polystomatidea; Polystomatidae. The record is from the annotation of a GenBank genome assembly.